Echinococcus granulosus is the source of this 300-nucleotide messenger RNA. RefSeq lists its product as hypothetical. The coding region runs from base 1 to 300 and encodes 99 amino acids. The transcript has 2 exons. The record is from RefSeq and is a predicted model, not a curated record. NCBI's taxonomy places the organism in Eukaryota, Metazoa, Platyhelminthes, Cestoda, Cyclophyllidea, Taeniidae.
AUGGCGUCUUCUACAUCGAAUUUGGUUCCUUUCCACCUCAAACAGGAGAAAAACUUUCGUAAUCCACAUAAGGACUUUUACACAUUCGCGGUAGAUGUCACAUGCCGCGCGGACACCCUUAAUCACGAGGGCUGGCGCCUGACAGUUCCUGCAUUCACCGGGCGCGCAAAACUCAAACCCGCAGGGCCAUCUACUAGUGAUGGGAGUGGGAGGUUGAAACGGCUGAUGCCUGGAUGGCGUCAGGCCCCGAAGACGUCCGCAUGUACGUCAGCACUGACCAAUCCCACCCCCGGUUCUUAA